Paramecium octaurelia is the source of this 4421-nucleotide messenger RNA. The record is from the annotation of a GenBank genome assembly. NCBI's taxonomy places the organism in Eukaryota, Ciliophora, Oligohymenophorea, Peniculida, Parameciidae.
AUGAAAAUUGGCUUAACUAUAUUCUGCAUAAUUUUAUACGCAUCUGCUUCAUCAUGUGGUAUAUUAUGAUUUCUAAUUAAAGUUUCCUAAGUGUAAUACUACGAUAUAUUUGCAUCUGAAAAUGAGACUUAAGAAUGGGACAUGAACGCCGUAUUUUUUACAGGAGAGGGUUUAAAGUUUAACAUUACUCAAGAAAGCAAUUUUUUUGAAGUUUUAAAUCCUUUACAUCAACUUGGCUCAUCAAAAAAUGCAUUAGGUAUGAAAUUAUUUUAAAUUGAUUAGAGGUGAAGAUUCUUUCUCUAAAACCCUUACAUUAAAACGAUAAUGGAGGUUGGGCUAACGCUUUUGCAGCUUUGGGUCAGAACUAAACAUAUUUUCAAAUUUUAUAUUCCAAAGAGUAAUAGAAACUAUAAUUUUAGUGGUAUUUUAAAUCAAGUAAACGUUCCAAUUUUUAAUGAAUCCAUCAGAGUGAGAGAAAUUACAGAUAACUUUACAUGUUUUGAUUUGGAUUUCCUGUCAGAAACAAAAGUAAUUAUUGAUUGCACUUUGCCUUAUUCUGACCUAACAGAAACUCCUUUGAGUGGUUUCUUUAUAAUAGAUGUAGAAGAAGAGAGUUAUUUUGGAAUUGAAUUAUAUGAAGAUACAUAAGAUUACAAUGAUACAUAAUAUAGAAUACUAUAAUUCCAUAAGUCUACAUUUGAAAAUUAGAAUGAAGCACUCUUAUUAUUUAGGAGUGAACCCGCUUGGGGAACUGAAAAGGCAGUACAGAAUUUGAUUUUAGAGAAAGAUAGCAUAAUAAAUGUAUUUUCAUUUACAAGCAAAUUUACACUUUAGUAGCCAACUCCUGUUACAGUUUUAACAAAAACAAUUUUAGCAAAAUUAUUAGGAGUUGAUGAGGGUAAAUUUACUUUUUCAUUGGUCGAUUUAAUAAUAGAAGCUAAUGGUAGAAUAAAUGUUUUAGAUGCAUUUGAGGGUGUAUAUGUACUUGUUUUUAAGGAUAAAAGCUUAGAGUGGAAUUUAUACAAUGUUAUUACACCUGUCUAUAUAACUACUUGUUUUGGGUUUAAUAUUCAUAAUUCAAUUAAUAAGGAUGGGACUGUUACUAAGAGGAUGGUUCUCGUUUAUACAAAUAAACUGAUAUUGUUCGAAAAUGAAGUAGUAAAAUUUGGAAUAUAAAUACCUGUUAUAGAAUGGUACAAUACAUUUUAAAUUAAAUUGACUCAAAAUUAUAUUGUUCUUAAGAUCAGAAAAACAAUAUAUAUUUACAAAGUAGAAAAUGGAAAAAAGGUCAUUUCACAGGAGGAAGAUCUGGAUAAAAUAUUGGCUAAUCCCAAUUACGAAGAUAUUAUUGGCAUCAAUUCUUUAACUGCAAAACGAUUUUUCCUUAAUGAUGGUUUAUUAAGAUUGAAUAGACAGGAGAAAGCUACCUCUAAUAAUAAAAUUGUUACUCUUAGAGCUGAAACUAUAGAAUAGCCAUCAAAACAAUGCUCAUUGACAAUUAACUUAAAAGUUCUUAAGUAGAAUGACCCAUAAAUUCUUAACUUUAAUAAUAACCCAAUUAAUCCUAUUAUCACAAUUCCAUCUAAUCCAUUGCCUUUAGAAUAAAUUGCUUCAGGACCUAAUUUACAGUUUACGUCAAUAGAUUAAGUAGAGAAUGAAUUACAAGGCAAGAUAUCUUACACAAUUUAAUAGGUGAUGAAAUUAUCAAUAGAAAAUAUUCAUAUGCCGGAUCCUAAAGAUGUUAUUUACUCAGAUAUAUUGGUCAACGAAAAUGCAUCCCAAUUUUAUAUUUUGUUUUAAGUAUAGACUAAAAUAGUCUAUAUAUACACUUGCCAGCAAAAAUAUCCAACCUUGGAAGUCACAGAAUGCUAAAACUACAACACAUUUGCAUUUCCCUCUAUCAUAGAUCAAAAUGUGGGUCACUUUUCAUGGUUCACUUUUGCUAAUUAAUUAAUAAUUGUUCAUCAAAACUCAUAGUUUACAGUCAACAUAUAUUCAGUUAUCGAUGGGUAGAUCUCAAAUGUUUUUAGACUUAUGUUUGAUGAUACAAGUUUUUUAAAUAAGAUAUCAUCAGUAGCAAUAAUCAAUGAUAAUAUUUAUAUAGUCUAAUCUGGAUUAAAGAGAGUUUCAAUAUACUAAUUAUAUAUACCAUACAAAUUAUUGUUGAUAAUUGGUUCGAAUUAGAUACAAAGAUUUGAAAUUAAAGGAUCUUUUACUCCAAUAAAGGUUUUUGGAAAAAAAGGUAAUAAUUUGGUAUUUAUAUAAACCGAAACUUCUUUGCUGGUUGGAACCUUCUCAAACAAAUAUUCUCCUUCCUUUGAGAUAUACAAAGAAAUUUUAAUUUCAGCUGGAACAGAGUUAGGAGUAGCUAUUGGAGUUAACACCUUUUUUGUUGUAAAAUCUUUGAAAGGUGUGGAUCAAAUUGAAGAAUAUAAUUACUAACAUCUUUAAAACAUAUUUAAACUAAAAGACCUUCCAUUGUUCAAUUAUAAACUCUAAAAACCUUUAACUGUAGAUUAUUCAUUUCAAAAAGGAUGGCUAUAUUUAAGAGCGACUGAUGGGUUAUAAACAGUUAUAUUAGUUUAUGAGCCAAAUGUCUUAGUUCACAAUUCUUUAAAAAAAGUUAUAGAAACAAAAGGACUUGUAAAGGAUGGAUUGAGUUUUGACUUUGCUGUUGAUGGAGGAGAUUAAAUGUUUUUGUAUUACAAAAAUAAUACUCAACAUUAAUUUGUCUGCAUUUACUCAAAACCUUUCCUUAACUUCACUCCAAAAGCAGAUUAAGCGGAAUACGUUAAUAAUUAAAUUGUUGCAAUAUAGAUCGCUGGUUUUCCUGGUGUUACUCCUUUGACUCAAUAAUCUUUAAUGACUAUCCUCAACACCUAAAGCUAUUUAUUCAUUUAACAAUCCUUAUUUGAUAGUAAAAAGAAGAUAUUCCAGUUUGUUAAAUAAUCUGGAGUUUAAUAUAUAAAUAUGGGAACAGAUUGGUAUUCAGGUUAAGUUACAAAUUUUGAUAUAAAAUGCUCUUAAUGUACAGGAUCAUUUAAUAUAUUAUCUAAUAUUUACAAGGUUAGAGAUGGUUAAGACUAUGAUCAAGUUAUGGAUGGUGCAUCUUUUGGAUUAGCUGGAUAAGUAUACUAAACAAGAAACGCUUUGUGGUUUGAAGAUAUAAAUGGAAAAUUCAAGCUUAGAAUUUUAAUGAACUUGAAAAGUGAAAGCUGCAACUCUAUUUCUAUUUCAGCAGAUUAUAAUUUCAUCUUGUCAGCUUUUUAAAAUGCUAAAAAUGAGGCAGGUUUAUUUAUUCAUAAAUGUAAGUACUAAGAUGCUUGCUCUCAAUUUAGACAAGGUAUCUCAACUUUCAAAGGGUUGUAAAAGAUCUCAAAAACUUACAUGCCUGAUUCAAAAAAUAUCAUCAUUUUAAAUAGUCUUGAUAAUUAUUCUGUUUAGCAAAAUUUUAUAGUUGUGGCAAACUUGGAUGAUGAUGGCACUCAAUUCACCAUUUCUCAUAAGUAUGUUAUUAAUAACCAAUAUGUUGCAACAAGCUAAUUAUUCAUAGGUGAUUUUGACCUUAUCAAAUACAAAAUUAGUAACAAUGAAUAUUCUACCCUCCUAUUUACUGAUAUAAACAAUGGCAUCUAUUUUGCUCAUUUUACAUAUAAUGAUUAAGGAGAGUUACUUAAAACUUCCAAUGAAUUAUUUAAACUUAUCAAUUUCUCUGAUGAUUAAUUCUUUAUCAAUUAAGACACAAAGUUUUAAUAAGUGAAGGUUAUUUCAUCUUAAUUAAACGGAAGCAUUUUAUAACUUAAUGUGCUGGUUACCACUAAUAAUUAAGCUCAAUAUGUAUUUGCUUUUGACUUAGAUGCAUCAAGACCAGCAUUUGGGCUUCCUAUUAAAAAAUCAAGUACAUCCUUAUUAUAUGUUUUAACCCCUUAUGGAAAUUGGCCUGCUCUAAACAAAGUUACUUACAUAGAAGGUAACGCGGCAAUCCCUUACACAGAUGGAUACAAAGUAGUGAUUGGAAUUUAUCCUCUACCAAGUGGUCGACCAUCAUCUGCGAAAAUUAUAUCAUUUACGCAUUCUAUUUCAGCAAAUUAUCAUAAGCAAAUCACCAGUGAAGACUUUUUUAUGAUAUUCAACAAAAAUGCUGGAUCUAAUUAUGUAAUUUCUUUUCUUAAAUUUAGCCAUACUUAUCCGUUAAUAUUAAUUAAGAUGAUAGAUCUGAUGAAUAUCUUGUAGAUAUAUAUUAAAUAAGAGGUGAUCCUUAAAUCGUGUUAAGUAACUCCUCUAAUUAUCAAAAUGAACUUGUGAUUGAACUCUAUUUGAAAAAUAAUUUUAAUCAAGUAUAAGGUUAGGCAAUUUUACAAGCAAAGAGUUCAUUAGAUUAAAUAAAUCAGGUUGUAGAAGGUGUAAAUUUCUUGUCAUGA